CGGCCAUCCAUAUGAAGAAAUGGCGGGUGUGGAGUGAGCACUGAGCUGGUUUCCUGUGUGUUUUUACGCGAUUUUUACUGACACAGGGAGAGUUUCACCAAGUAUGGCCACCCAGAGCAAAGGUACAGGGGAUGGCUGCCAUGACGCACAGGAGAUGGAUGAGCAACGACGUAAGAAUGUGUCUUACCAGUACUUGUGUCAUCUGGAGGAGGCCAAAAAGUGGAUGGAGGCGUGUAUUGAAGAAGAGUUGCCUGAGGCUGGUGAGCUUGAGGAACAACUACGCCAUGGUGUCUACCUGGCUAAACUGGCACACUUCUUUGCCCCAGAGACAGUGCCACUGCGACGGAUAUAUGAUAUUGAUCUGAACCGCUACAACACCAGUGGUCUGACCUUCCGACACACUGACAACAUCAACCACUUCCUCAAGGCCUUAGAGAAAAUCAAGCUGCCCAGUAUCUUCUACCCUGAGACAACAGAUGUGUAUGACCGUAAGAACAUGCCUCGGGUGGUGUUCUGCCUCCACGCCCUCAGCCUCUACCUCUUCCGCCUGGGCAUUGCACCCCAGAUCCAGAACCUCUAUGGGAAGGUCAAUUUCUCAGAGGAGGUGAUGGAGGCCAUGAUGAAGGAGCUAGGGAAGUAUGGCUGUCCAUUGCCCCAGUUUGGAAAGAUUGGAGGCAUCUUAGCCUCUGAGCUUCCUGUGGAUGAAGCAGCACUGCAUGCUGUGGUGAUUGCUGUGAAUGAUGCUGUGGAGAAAGGGGAUUGCUCAGAGCUUCUAGUGACAUUGAGCAACCCUGUGUGCCACCUCCAAAAUGUGUGUGAGGGCAAUGUCACCUCUUACCUACAGUGCCUUGCAGAGGCCAAGGCCAGGAAGAGAGAGAUGGCUAUUAAUAAGAGUCGUGACCAAGACUACAUUCCUGAUGCCUAUGAUGAACUGCUGACUCAGGCUGAGAUUCAAGGACACAUCAACCAUGUAAAUGUCUGCUGUGCACUGGAGAUAGUGGAGGAUGCUGUGAGAGAGGAAAACACUGCAGAAUUGCUACAGGCCCUCCGUAUUCCAGCCCUUGCUCUGAAGGAGGUGGAGAACAGCCUUGGGGACAAGUAUCUAAGUGCCUUGGCUCAGGAGCUUGAGGAACCUUCCCACAUGCAGACCAUGAACCACAGCCACAACUACAGCCUCAACACUUCCAUGCUGCCAACUACAUGCCUCACCAGGACUUCCCUUCAGACAAUCCUUUCAGCUGUCCGGAGGGAGGCUGCUGCUGCUGAGAGAGAAUUGAAAGAAGGUGUGGCAGCAGUGAACAGAUGCCUGAGCUGUGAGGUGCCAGGAAACACCUUGCUGGCUCUGAAGUCACUAGGAGACAACAUUCCUUCACUGUUGGACUUUGCUGCUCCUCUCUACCAUGAGGAGAUGGCUGCCAUCCGCCAAGAUGCACAGGCUGAUCUAAGCAUGGAAGAAAUCCGCGGAGGAGUGCGCCUCUUGUCAGCUGUGGCCAGAGCUAAUGCUGCUCUCAGUACUCACAGUCCUGGUGAACUGUGGUUGUACCUCUCGGACCCUCAGAUAUACCUGGAGGGCCUUGACGAGAGUAGUGUGCGGGAGUACUUCACAGCCAUGAACAGAGUCCAGCAGACCAAGGUGUCCUCUAGCGACCCUUGUCCUUUCCUUACUUAUGUGGAGCUGCAACAGGUGGUUGAUGAAGUGAACCUCAAAGUGGAGGAGGACAACAACAAGGUGAAGGCUAUAGCAGCAGUCAACACAGCAGUGAGCAGUGGUGGAUCAGAGGACACCCUUAUUGCCCUCCAACAUUCAUCCCUCCAGCUUGGUUCUGUGGCUCCUAAAGAUGCCCUUCACCACUUUCAGCUGUUGAAGUUGUUGAGGAGUGCUAAGAGGGAGAUGAUGGGGAGCAGUGCUGCAGAGCUGUGGCUGGAGGACAUUGUGGAGGUGGUGGAGGCAGUUGAAAGGCAUGCAGAGGAGGCUGGACGGGCAGCUGGACUACUAGCUGCUCUUAAUGGGUCUCUUGCUUCUGCCAAUGACCAGGUUGUUGUGUCUAUCCUCAGGGCUCAGGAUUUGUCUUACCUCCACAUCAAGAGCAGCACCAUCCCUAGCAUUCUAGAUACUCUGAAGCAAGUGUUUCAGAAGAAAUCUGCCAAUAAAAACAAGUGCCCUUGGGUGCCUCAUACCAUUAAUGAUGGUUCCAAGGUGUAUCUUGAUCUGCAUCAUGGUGACUACCAGUGGGAGAAGCCAAAGGAAGUUGCAAGUCCCAAUAAAAGCUGCUAUAUUACACUGGGUGACUUGGAGGAGGUGGUGUCUAAGGCAGCACACCAGGAGGCUCACAGCAGACAGGUGGACCACUUGGUGGUGAGGCUACAGGCAAGGGCGCGGGGUUGGCUCAUCAGACGCAGGCUGUACAGGAGGCAGAAGGCUGCAGUUACCAUCCAGGCAUGGUGGAAGAUGGUCCAGGCCCGACGCACAUACACACACUACUGCCAGGCUCUGAGGCUGAGCGAGCCCUAUGUGAUAAAGCUGCAAAGGGCAGUGAGGACUUGGCUCCACCACAGGAGAUUGAGACGCCUUCACACACACUUCUUCAAACAUGUGAACCAAGUGAUCAUCAUCCAGCGUGCCUGGAGAGCUCACAAGGCCAGGCUGGACCUCCGCUCCAUCACCCACCAGGAGAAUCCACCUAUGCCAGUCAUCCGCAAGUUCAUCCACCUCCUUGAUGUUUCUGCGGGUGAUUUGGAUGAAGAGUUCCGGUUGCAGCGAAUCAAGAGUGACAUGGUGAAGACAAUCCGUCACACCCACCAGCUGGAAAAGAAUGUGGAUGAGCUGGAUGUCAAGAUUGGUCUGCUAGUACACAAUCGCAUCACUUUGCAGGAUGUUUUGCCAGCUGACAAGGAGAACAUGAACCCAAAUGUUCCAGAUGCCAAGCCAAAGAAAAACAAGAAAAAUUCCAAAGACACAUUGAAAUAUGGCUCAGUCAGGUCCCAGAAAGGACUAAAGGCUUUGAACAAGGAGUCCAGGGAAAAACUGCUCGGCUACCAGCACCUUUUCUACCUGCUGCAGACACAGCCCCACUACUUGGCUACACUAAUUUUUGCCAUACCACCAGGCAAAACCACCAAGUUCAUUGAGAACGUCAUUUUUACUCUUUACAAUUAUGGUGCAAAUGACCGGGACAACUUUCUCCUUCUGAAGUUACUCAAGACUGCACUGGAAGAAGAGAUCAGAUGCAAGGUGCUACGUCUGAGUGACAUCGUAUCAGGUAAUCCCUUGGUGGUGAAGAUGAUCGUGUCCUUCAAUCGGAGAGGUGCAGGACAGGUCUCCCUUAGAGAUAUGCUUGGACCUCUCAUACGCAAGGUUCUCACUAACAACAACAUGCAAAUCAACACAAAUCCAGUUGAAAUUUACAAGACUUGGGUCAAUCAGCUUGAAAUGAACUCAGGACAGACCAGUGGCCUGCCUUACUCUGUCAGUCAAGAGCAGGCUUUGCAAUAUCCUGAGGUGCAAAAGAGGCUGGUCCUGGCAAUCACCACUCUAAAGGAAGUCACACAGGCCUUCUGUGACCAGAUCACAUCCAGCAGGGACCUGAUCCCUUAUGCCAUGCUUUACAUGGCACGGGUGAUGCGAUGUGCCCUGCAGAGGAGGUUUCCACACAUCCCCGAGAAGGAGAUACUCAAGGUGGUGGGGAACUUGGUGUACUACCGCUACAUCAACUCAGCCAUUGUGGCGCCAGAUGCCUUUGACAUUGUGACAGUCUCUCCCGAUGAAAAGCUGAACAACAAUCAGAGGCGUAACCUUGCUAGCAUUGCCAAAACUCUGCAAUUUGCUGCUUCAAAGAAGGGCUUUGGAGACGAGGCAUCCCACCUCAAGUGCCUCAACCCCUUCAUUGUGGAGUGCCACGAGAAGUUCAAAGAUUUCUUCCGACGGUGUUGUGAAGUGGAGGAGCCUGAGGUGGUAUACAAUGUUACCCAGUACUCUGAGGCAACACUUAUUGUCAAGCCUACCAUCUACAUCACUGUGCAGGAAAUUUGUGAGACACACCAGUUGCUGCUGGACUACAAAGAAAUUCUAGCACCAGACAAUGGGGACCCCCUCCACCAGGUGCUGGCUGAGCUAGGGGAGCGGCCGUCUGUACAGACACUGAUAGGGGAGGCCAUUGAGUCUGGUACAGGAACACAGGGGAGGAUGGAGGUGUGUCUGGCCCUCACCAGUAAGUUUGACAUGAGCCAGACUGCCAAGGACAAGGAUCCCAAGGAUGGCAACAAGCUCUUCAACAGGACCAAACAGCUGCUAGUGGAUGUCAUACGCUGUGUGGAAGGAAAUGUCAUCGGAGAGCUGGUGGCUCGUCCAACGCGUGGCCCAGACGAGGAGAAGUACCGGGCCAUUGUGCUGACAAGGGCACAGCAGGAACGCCAAGCUAAGCUCAAUCACACAACACUCAAUCGCUCUCCGUCUUUCCUCGCUGAAACUAGAGUGAGUCUGCAUGAGGUGAAGACUCGGCUGAGCCACAACCUGCGGCGCCUGGAGAACCAAGGGCUAGCCUCACGUGCUGACAACUACCAGAGCCUCCUGAACACUAUUGCGGCAGACAUUGUGAACCAGCGCCAGCACCGGAUAUCUAGGAAGAUGGAACUCCAGAGGCUACUGAUAACAGCCAGUCAACUGGAAGAAAAAGAGACUUUCUACAAUGAUCAGCUGCAGUCCUACCAGACCUACCUCAAGACCUGCCUUUCAAACAUUGCUGCAAGAAACAAAAAUGUUCAUCAGAAACUGCAUGGAAGCAAAAGCCGUAACAAGCAGGCCCUGAAGUAUACAGCUGCCAGGCUCAUGGAGAAAGGUGUUUUGUUGGAGGUGGAGGACCUACCUGAAAGUCAGCAGAAGAACCUUUUGUUUGAGAUUACCCCGUUGGCCACUACAGGAGUAUUCCACAUCCAGGCAAAACUGAUGGGUGUCACAAUGGAGAAUGUGGAGAUUGACAUUCAGGAACUGCUCCAGCUGCAGUAUGAGGGCAUGAGUGUGAAGAAGAUGUUUUCCAAGGUGAAGGUGAAUGUAAAUUUGUUGCUGCAUCUCCUUAACACCAAGUUCUAUUCCAAGAAGAAGUAAGAUGACUGCAGCAACAUGUGAGGUUCCCAAGCAGCCUUGCUCAUGUUGGCCCUCAUGGGAUUUUUUUUUUUCCCUACACCCUGAAAAUUUCUUUUCUCUAUCUUUAUUUCAAUAUUAUUAUAUAUGUACAUAUUUCUUGACUUCUCCAGCUUUUUUUUUUUUUUUUCAUAUGUAAUUCAUAUUUCCUUUGCAUGUACAUUUACAUCUACAUAUUUCAUCAUUAUUACCUUCCAGCUUCUGUCAUAGUGCAAAGUAUGUUGCCAAGCAGAGCAAUUUCUUGCUCAUGUAGUGAAAAGCCAACUCAAGUCACUUUGUGAUUUGAUGACAAUAUGUUUCUAUCUUUUUAAUCUUACCUCAUAUAUAUCAGUUACCUGCUUGUUUUCAUUUGCUUAAUUUUCUUGCCACCUGAUUUCCAUACAUAAAAUGUAAGUUUAUAGUGUGGUAGGCUCUACACCAGACACAUACAUAGUAUUCAUAAACCUACUAAUUACUCAUGUAUACAGUGGUGCUAUUAUUUGUAAGAUUAACUGAAUGAAUGUGGUCUGCAAGUUACAGUUCUGGCUCCUAGUAGGUGUUGUCUUGUGCCAUAGAACCAGGAGCUAGAAACAUGAAGAUUGAGGAAGGAACUUUGCUGUCUAUGAAGUAUUAAGCCUUUUUAUAUUGCAUCUUUGUUAAUCCUGUCACUGCUACAAUGCAAAUAGCACUUCAUCUCCUGUAUAGUCAUAAGGUGAAGCACUGGAUGCACCAUUACUCUUUUGUGCAAUUGAGAAAUAAACCAUCUCUCAGUGUCUCACAGACUAGCAACUUGAGAAGGCUCCAGCUUGGUUCCAUCAUUCCAUCGCUUCAGUUUGGGAUGAAAAAUGAAAAUAAAUGUAUCAUGGCAACUUUCUCCUCAUGUCAGACUGACCUAGUUGCUCUUUAUGUCCUUAGUUUCUCACACCUAACUGAGUGCCAUGUGCCAGCAGUCUUAACACUGCCAUAUACAUUGUCCACUUGUCUUGGUAAAGGUGUUUAACAUUAGAUACUUUGUUUGAAAAAUACUGCAUUGAGAUAUUUAUUAAUCCAGAAAUUAAUAAACUGUAUAGGAUUGAAAAGUCUUACCUUGAAUUUUUUAUGGAGGAUCAGUCUUAUAUGAUGAAUUGCAAGUGUCUAUGUAUCCAUCCUGGCUAUUUAGUAAAGGCUGGAUAGUUUUUACUGUAAUUGUUCUUAUGAUUUUUUUUACUAUACCAGAAAUUUCGCUUUGUUCCCUUCAAGGAACAGUGAGUGGUGAGGAGUCCACUUUAGUGCUCUCUUGUUGGUCCUAUUUUUUUUUAUGAGUUAUUAUUUUAUGUGAUAACCUUUCCUUUGGUUUGACUUAACUGUGUUGUCUUCCAGUCCCUCAUCAGACAAGAUUGGUAGAAUGAAAAGCAAGGACCAUGGAUCCUUCACAGUACUUGUCUUUUAAUAUCUUUGGUGAUGCUAUUGGUUUAAUCCAAAUUACAGCUACAUUCUUCUGUAGUACCUGUUUGAAAAUGAUAAUUUGGUAUUACCAAGCAAAGAAGUAUUUCAGAAUCCACUUAGAUCUUUGGGAUACAUAUUUACAUAGUGUAAUUUUUAAGUUGUAAUUUCCAGAAACAUUGAUAUGCAGUAAUUAACUGGGAUUCAGUAAUAUAGUAGCAUAUCUUUAUCUCAUUUUCUACUUCUAUAUGGUGUAUUGUUAUAUGACAAAAUUAUUGUGACUGAUUGAAGGUUUAGUGUGUGAUUCCUUUGCCAAAAUUGUCAGUUUGUAAACAGGGUGAGAAAAUCACAUUGCUGGUUAUUACAAAGCAUCUGCAUCAUUGGAUCAUUUUUUAACUCUUAAUUUUAUUCACAUCAUUAUACUCCCUAAGUGUGAAGCAAAUGUGUGAGAGAAUUAUUUACUCUAUAUUACUGGUAUAUUUUUAAGCAUAAUGUUUAUGUACAACAAUAUUUAUAUAGUUACUAAAA
This is a messenger RNA of Portunus trituberculatus (swimming crab), 7066 nucleotides long. RefSeq names its product ras GTPase-activating-like protein IQGAP3. The coding region runs from base 104 to 5101 and encodes 1665 amino acids. The transcript has 34 exons. Gene Ontology annotation, biological process: regulation of GTPase activity; regulation of actin cytoskeleton organization. Gene Ontology annotation, molecular function: calmodulin binding; actin filament binding; GTPase activator activity. Gene Ontology annotation, cellular component: cytoplasm. The record is from RefSeq and is a predicted model, not a curated record. NCBI's taxonomy places the organism in Eukaryota, Metazoa, Arthropoda, Malacostraca, Decapoda, Portunidae.